Pogonomyrmex barbatus (red harvester ant) is the source of this 1575-nucleotide messenger RNA. RefSeq lists its product as uncharacterized. The record is from RefSeq and is a predicted model, not a curated record. NCBI's taxonomy places the organism in Eukaryota, Metazoa, Arthropoda, Insecta, Hymenoptera, Formicidae.
CGCUUUUUCCCCUUCCCACACCGUGGCCGCCGGACCACUGGCAAUCCCCGUGAGGCGAAGCACACGGUCCUGCCGCGCGCGCGGCCGGAUCCAGUCGCAGUUCGAACCUCGAGGAGAUCGAGUGUGCGAGCAACCCCGUCGUAAUCCUGGACCACAUAAACGGACGCCUCGGAGGAUCGUGCCAGGAUCUUCUGGCAUGCGAUCAGGAGCAUGCAGCAGAAGCCACUGAAAGAGUUGGGUUUGUGCCUCAAUACCGGGAUAUCCACGAACAACGUUGUCGUCGCCGAAGUCUGCAACGAGACGCGCGGGGGACUUCCUCUUCUUCAGGUAUGGCCCAGCGACUCGCCCAGAGCCGACACCGACGGACAGGGCCAAGCUUUUGUAUUCCCAGACGUGCAGGAAAGUGUCAACGACAGCGGUAUCGAGUCCAUCCAGGCAUCGCCGUCGCCAUGCGGUGCCACCUGCAACAGCCCGGCGAUGACGCCGCAGCAGUCACGUCGCGCCAGUCUGCUGCAUCCGGAUCACGCGCGGCUACAGCUGCAUUACCUUCAUCACAAUCACCAUAACGCGGGAUCGAAGAGCCCACCGUCGCCCGACAGAACGUCCGUGGACGAGGACCAUGAGGACCGACCUGCGCCACCGAGUCCCUCCAGCUCGACCACCAGCAGCUUACGAUCGAUGCCGAGCUCGGCGAUCGUGUCGAUGCACUCGCAGGACAGGAGACGCAGCAGCAGCAGAUACAGUAUGUUCGAUGCUCUGGAUCUGGAGUACGCCCUGUUGAGAGCGGCGGCCCGUGGUUCCGUGGGCCCGUACUCCUUGUCGGAGUCCCUCCACAAACUGACCUUCACCCAGAGUCUGGCCUUUCCCGCCCUAGCGCGUGGUCUCGCCGCCAAACAAAGUGUGCCGAGCGGAAGAUCUCAGCAACCCACCGAGAGUGGAUUGAACGCCUUUGCCAAAGUGGUCACCGCGAUGGUGCUGAUGCUGGUGAGCGUGCUGGUAUUCGGUGUGGUCUACAAGUUCGCCAGAACGUGAGGCUGGCUGCUGGCACCCGGCCGAUAUCCUGGAUCGGCGCAGGACAACAAUCGCCUGGGUGCCGCCUUCAGCGAUCACGUCUGAUGAAGCCUGAGGAAAGGUUUAUAUCUCAACUCGCCCCGCGCGAGGAAAAGAACUAGAAGCGCCAAAAAAGACAGGCACAUAGUGCGACACAACUAAAAUGACAGUUAGUAUGACACUUUGACUCAACGUUCGUUAAAUUCUUCAACGGCGAGAUUAACGUGUGAAUGACGUGAGAGAUGAAUGAAAAGCUGAUGAUUGUUGAUAUACGGCUCACUCUAGAUGCGAUUAGCCAAGGUGUAAAAAGAUUUUAUACGAUAUCUUAUUGUCUUCACGUAACGAUGUAUGUAUUUAAGUAUUCGACGUAAAAUUUCGGCGAGAAGAUGACGCUGCCAUGAAAGGAAACGCGAGGUCGAUAAUGAAAGGCAUUUAAUGUACUUGAUAAGCUAUUCAUAACAGUCGACUCUUCAGAUCGACGAAAAAUAUGCGAAUCAAAUAUAUAUAUAUAUAUAUAUAUAUAUA